AUGUCCCACAGCCACCUCAACCCCGAAGCAACCCCCUUUCUCCCCGCCAUCACCUCCCUCCCCACCCUCCCCGACGCCGCCCUAAUCUCGACUCUGGACCUCCUCUUCGAACCCUCUCCGGAACUCCACGCCCUCGCCCUCCCAACUCUCCGAACCAUCUCCUUCUCCUCCUACCCCGACCUGAUCUCCACCAUCCGUGACGAGCUCCUCGCCAUCGCCAACGCCGUCGCCGACCCUUCCGUCCCCGAAACCGAAAAAGAAAACAUCAAGCGUCCACUACACGCGAUACUAGGUAGUCAUCCCAGGCUGGGCGAGCCGAAGAAGGAGACGCUGUCGGCGCAGAGUAAGAAGGAGCAGGCGCACUUGAAUGCUGCGGGCGACUCAGAGGAGGUGAAGGAGGACCUGAGGAAGUUGAAUAAGCAGUAUGAGGAGACUUUUCCGGGGUUGAGGUAUGUGGUUUGGGUGAAUGGACGGCCGAGGACGGAGAUUAUGGUGGAUAUGAGAACGAGGAUUGUGAGGGGGGAUUUGAGGGCGGAGGAGAGGGAGGGGAUUAAGGCAAUGUGCGACAUCGCGGCCGACCGAGCGGCCAAGCUCCUCAAGUCCGCCCAGGAGGCCGUUGAACAUAGCAGCGCUUAG
This is a messenger RNA of Neurospora tetraspora, 636 nucleotides long. Its product is annotated as Oxo-4-hydroxy-4-carboxy-5-ureidoimidazoline decarboxylase. The record is from RefSeq and is a predicted model, not a curated record. Lineage: Eukaryota; Fungi; Ascomycota; Sordariomycetes; Sordariales; Sordariaceae. The transcript is spliced from 2 exons. The coding region runs from base 1 to 636 and encodes 211 amino acids.